Castor canadensis (American beaver) is the source of this 3516-nucleotide messenger RNA. Lineage: Eukaryota; Metazoa; Chordata; Mammalia; Rodentia; Castoridae. The record is from RefSeq and is a predicted model, not a curated record.
GAGGAGCAUAUUACUUAAUAUCUAGAAGUCUAGGCCCAGAAUUUGGUGGUGCGAUUGGCCUGAUCUUCGCUUUUGCCAAUGCUGUUGCAGUUGCUAUGUAUGUGGUUGGAUUUGCAGAAACUGUGGUGGAAUUACUUAAGGAACAUUCCAUACUUAUGAUAGAUGAAAUCAAUGAUAUCCGGAUUAUUGGAGCCAUUACAGUGGUGAUUCUUUUAGGUAUCUCAGUUGCUGGAAUGGAGUGGGAAGCAAAAGCUCAGAUUGUUCUUCUGGUGAUUCUCCUUCUUGCAAUUGGUGAUUUCGUCAUAGGAACAUUUAUCUCACUAGAGAGCAAGAAACCCAAAGGUUUCUUUGGAUAUAAAUCUGAAAUAUUUAAUGAGAACUUUGGACCAGAUUUUCGAGAAGAAGAGACUUUCUUUUCUGUAUUUGCUAUCUUUUUUCCUGCUGCAACUGGUAUUCUAGCUGGAGCAAAUAUCUCAGGUGAUCUUGCAGAUCCUCAGUCAGCCAUACCCAAAGGAACACUCUUAGCCAUCUUCAUUACUACAGUGGUUUACAUAGGAAUUGCAGUGUCUGUAGGUUCUUGUGUUGUUCGGGAUGCCACUGGGAAUGUUAAUGACACCAUUGUAACAGAGAUAGCAAACUGUACUUCUGCAGCUUGCAAAUUAAACUUUGACUUUUCAUCUUGUGAAACCAGUCCUUGUUCCUAUGGUCUAAUGAAUAACUUUCAGGUAAUGAGCAUGGUGUCAGGAUUUGCACCAUUAAUUUCUGCAGGUAUCUUUUCAGCCACUCUUUCUUCAGCAUUAGCAUCUCUUGUGAGUGCUCCCAAAAUAUUUCAAGCUUUGUGUAAGGACAACAUCUAUCCAGCUUUCCAGAUGUUUGCUAAAGGUUAUGGAAAAAAUAAUGAACCUCUUCGUGGUUAUAUCUUAACAUUCUUAAUUGCACUUGGAUUCAUCUUAAUUGCUGAAUUGAAUGUUAUUGCUCCAAUUAUCUCUAACUUCUUCCUUGCAUCGUAUGCAUUGAUCAAUUUUUCAGUAUUCCAUGCCUCACUAGCAAAGUCUCCAGGAUGGCGUCCUGCAUUCAAAUACUACAACAUGUGGAUAUCACUUCUUGGAGCAAUUCUUUGUUGCAUAGUGAUGUUUGUCAUUAACUGGUGGGCUGCAUUGCUAACAUACGUGAUAGUCCUUGGCCUGUAUAUUUAUGUUACCUACAAAAAACCAGAUGUGAACUGGGGAUCCUCUACACAGGCUCUGACUUACCUGAAUGCACUGCAGCACUCAAUUCGUCUUUCUGGAGUAGAAGAUCAUGUGAAAAACUUCAGGCCACAGUGCCUUGUUAUGACAGGUUCUCCAAACUCACGCCCAGCUUUACUUCAUCUUGUUCAUGAUUUCACAAAAAAUGUUGGUUUGAUGAUCUGUGGCCAUGUGCAUAUGGGUCCUCGACGACAAGCCAUGAAAGAGAUGUCCAUUGAUCAAGCCAAGUAUCAACGAUGGCUGAUUAAAAACAAAAUGAAGGCUUUUUAUGCUCCAGUUCAUGCAGAUGACUUGAGAGAAGGGGCACAGUACUUGAUGCAGGCUGCUGGUCUUGGUCGCAUGAAACCAAACACACUUGUCCUUGGAUUUAAGAAAGAUUGGUUACAAGCAGAUAUGAGGGAUGUGGAUAUGUAUAUAAACUUAUUUCAUGAUGCCUUUGACAUACAAUAUGGAGUAGUGGUUAUCCGCCUAAAAGAAGGUCUGGAUAUAUCUCAUCUUCAAGGGCAAGAAGAAUUACUGUCAUCACAAGAGAAAUCGCCUGGUGCCAAGGAUGUGGUAGUAAAUGUGGACUACAAUAAAAAAUCAGAUUUGGAUACUUCCAAACCGUCUGGUGAAAAAUCUGUUGCACAUAAAGAUGAGGAAGAGGAUGGCAAGACUCCAACUCAACCACUGUUGAAAAAAGAGUCCAAAGGCCCUAUUGCACCUUUAAAUGUAGCUGACCAAAAGCUUCUUGAAGCUAGUACACAGUUUCAGAAAAAACAAGGAAAGAAUACUAUUGAUGUCUGGUGGCUUUUUGAUGAUGGAGGUUUGACCUUGUUAAUACCUUAUCUUCUGACUACCAAGAAAAAGUGGAAAGAAUGUAAGAUCAGAGUAUUUAUUGGUGGAAAAAUAAACAGAAUAGACCAUGACCGGAGAGCGAUGGCUACUUUGCUUAGCAAGUUCCGAAUAGACUUCUCUGAUAUCAUGGUCCUAGGAGAUAUCAAUACCAAGCCAAAGAAAGAAAAUAUUGUAGCUUUUGAUGAAAUGAUUGAGCCAUAUAGACUUCAUGAAGAUGAUAAAGAACAAGACAUUGCAGAUAAAAUGAAAGAAGAUGAGCCAUGGCGAAUAACAGAUAAUGAGCUUGAACUUUAUAAGACCAAGACAUAUCGACAGAUCAGGUUAAAUGAGUUAUUAAAGGAACAUUCAAACACUGCUAAUAUUAUUGUCAUGAGUCUCCCAGUUGCACGAAAAGGGGCUGUGUCUAGUGCUCUGUACAUGGCAUGGUUAGAGGCUCUAUCAAAGGACCUGCCACCAAUCCUCCUAGUUCGAGGGAAUCAUCAGAGUGUCCUUACCUUCUAUUCUUAAUUGUUCUACAAAGUGGACUGCCCUCCAGAAUGGUACUUCAGUGCCUAGUGAAGUGACUGAAAUCUUCAGUGAUGCAUUAACAUCACAAUGGCAAACUGUGACUUUUCUUUCACUGUUUCAUUAAUUUGAAAGCACACAGGAAAGUUGCUCCAUUGAUAUGUGUAUAUGGAGGCCAGUUUUAGUCAAUUCCAUAUCUCAAUCUUAAUGAAUGGUGAUUCUUAUUGGACUGAAGUUCAUGAGAGUAAAGUUUUCCUUUGCUACUUGAAUAGCAAUAAAAGCGUGUUAUUUUUUGAUUGAUGAAAGGAGUACAAAAAGCUUUUUGCCUUGAGGUGCCUUCUGAAAUUAACCAAAUUUCAUCCAUAUAUCCUCUUUUGUAAAUUUUUAGAAUGUUGGACUUUGCCUUCAUAUAUUAUUUUUAUUUCUAGUCUCUUCAACCUUAAAAAAAAUGGAUACUGUUUUUCAUCUUCCAUUGACCAAUUAGUGUUGAGUACUGUAUGUUUUCUAUUGCUUUUGGAAAAGUAUCUGUCAUUAAGGUAAGAAUUAAGGCAAGCUAAUUAAAAAUUGAGGAAAAAAAUAGUAACCAAAAAGUGGACCCCAAGGUUAGGUUUAUACAAGUAUAUGUAAAUGUAGAGUUAGGAAAAAGAGUCCCCAAAUACCUAUUUUUAAAUCCUUAGAGAGGGUUGAAUAUUCACCCAGUACUGCUGUAUACCAUGCUGAAAAAUCAUCAUUCUUUAAUCCUUAAGAUCAUUUGUAUUUAAGAGAGAUCUGUCCUAAUCUAGAAUUUCCCUCAAAUCUGAGAGACUUAGAAUAUGCUAAAAGAUGUUACUUGAGGAAAUUUAGACAAAACAAUGUCAUUUCAUAAAAUAUUUCAAUAAACAUUGUAUGGGAUUUCAUUUUACUUUACCAUCCUUUAUAAGUCAUUCAA